Molecule: messenger RNA, 15423 nt
Organism: Coregonus sp. 'balchen'
Lineage: Eukaryota; Metazoa; Chordata; Actinopteri; Salmoniformes; Salmonidae
Source: the annotation of a GenBank genome assembly
AUGAUGGCUGAAGAACGCAGGGUCUGUAGCAGUGUCCCACAAGCUGAGUCAAAGGUGAGACAAGCUAACCAUGAAGUGGCUUGCAAGAGAUUAUAAUAUUUUGAAGUAUGUGAUUAAUUUAUCAAAUAAACUGCUAUUCAAUGGAGGAAUGCAUUAAAAGUCAUAAUGUUUUUUUUUCAGCCUCCCUCAAUCUCUUCAUCCUCUUCAAUGAGGGAACUGGAAUCUAAAAACUUGCAUCUCAGAAGGAAGUUAAGCUCAGUGGAGGAAGAAAGUGCUUCUGUGAUGCAAGAAAACAGACAACUGAUCAUUGAAUUGGAAGCAGUGAAUCUCGAACUUGCCAGCUCGAAAACCAAAGUAUUCCAGUUUAUGCAUUUUCGUACAACCUCCGCCAUUAUUCAUUAUUAUAACGCUAUUCAUGCAGGCCUUUACAGAGGGCCCAAAUAAUAUGUUACCAAUGUUGGGUGUGGUUCCACACAUGCUCAGCUUGAACUAAGACACAUUUGUUCACCUAAAAUGUUGACAGGUCCGGGUUCUGGGUUCCACCGUAGGGUCUAAGACUUCUAGUGUGUGUCAUAUGAAGGAGGAGAUUGAGGGUUUGGAGGCUGAGGUUGAGGCCCAAGGGAAUGUACUCAGGUUGGUAGGAGGAUACACAUAAACACACACAGACACACCUUUGUGAAUGCAGUUGUGCUAGUUGUGUUGCCUUGUUCAUUGUAGAGAUACAGAAAAGAGGCUGGAGGAGACUCAAGAGACAUUGGUCAUUAAGAGCAGACUAGUGGACCAGCUACAAGAGGAGUUAAUGGCUGCUAGGGCUGAGUUAGAGAACAGGACUAAUCAGGGGAUAAGGUAAGCAGUGGUUCUAUGCUCUUUAAGAAUCCCCAAUUACUAUAUACACUGAGUGCACAAAACAUUAAGAACACCUUCCUAAUAUUGAGUUGCACCCCCCUUUUGCCUUCAGAACAGCCUCAAUUCGUCAGGGCAUGGACUCUACAAGGUGUCGAAAGCGUUCCACAGGGAUAUUGGCCCAUGUUGACUCCAAUGCUUCCCACAGUUGUGUCAAGUUGGCUGGAUGUCCUUUGGGUGGUGUACCAUUCUUGAUGCACAUGGGAAACUGUUGAGCGUGAAAAACCCAGCAGUGUUGCAGUUCUUGACACAAACCGGUGCGCCUGGCACCUACUACCAUACCCCGUUCAAAGGCACUUAAAUCUUUGGUAUUACCCAUUCACUCUCUAAAUGGCACACAUACACAAUACAUGUCUCAAGGCUUUAAAAAAUCCUUAUUUAACCUGUCUCCUCCCCUUCAUCUACACUGAUUGAAGUGGAUUUAACAAGUGACAUCAAUAAGUGAUCAUAGCUUUCACCUGGCCAGUCUGUCGUGGAAAGGGCAGGUGUUCUUAAUGUUUUAUACACUCAGUGUAUGUAAUACACAUCACCUGAUGUCACCUCCUUGUACUAGUGCUUGUUGUUUGGUAACUAAGAUAUAUUUUCCAUUCAUCCCAAAGAGUUGAGCAACAGAGAGAGGAAGCACUUGUUACUGCAGAGAAGCAGACAUUGGCUCUCCGGAGUUACAAGGGAAAUAUGUCAGAGAAACUGAAGAAGGUAUGGAAUAAGACGAGUGAAGAGUCAAGCUAUGUAAAUAACAAAAAUGUAAAUGUUUUUUAAGCCUGUUUGUUCAGAAUAAAUGCUUGUCAAUACCUGGCCAAAUUAUAUUUAGACAUUACAGUCUUUGAUUGUAUAGCAACGUGAUGCUGUGUUGUGGUCCAUAGGUGUUGGACAACGAGGCCAGACUGAAGGAGGCUCUUAUCCAGUGUGAUAAAGAGAGAGUGGCGUGGGAGAGGAGGUGUCUUCAGCUAGAGCAGGACAAGACUGACAUGAAUCAGCUGAUUGGGUUGGUACUCAAGUCUCUGUUCAGCAUAUCUUACUUAAUAGUUUCUGAAUCAACCUCUGAAAAUGUAUCUUAUAGGAUUAAUCUCUGUGGUUACACUUCACUUGAAUCAACUGUGAUAAGGAGGACAGUGUAAAAAUGACAUUUUUGCUUCAUAUCAUGAUAUGUGGAUAUGGUAGAGGUUUAGAUUGGUUGUAGUUAGUAGAAUACCAAUACCACUGUGAUGGACAAACCUAUAGUAAUAGUAGUUGGGAAUCUCUCUGACCAGCCAGUUGAAGGAAGAGUCGGUCAGAGCCGAGGCGAUGAGUGUAGAGUGCGCCACCUUGCGUUCUCGUCUGGAAGAGGCCUCUGUCCGGGCUGUGGAGCUGGAGAGAAGACUGAGUGACAGGGAGAUAGUUGAGAAGGACAUAGAGGUGUUGAGGAAGGAGUGUGGGGACCUACGCCACCUCACUACCAGCCAGGAGCAGAGACUGGAGCAGUGUCAGAGAGAAGCACAGCAGAGCCAGGCUGAACAGGUCAGCCUAGAGGCCAUCCUCAGCCUGCUGCAUCUUAGAGAGGUGAGCCUAGCGCCAUACUCCCUACUACACUCUCAAACUAUACCCUCUGUGUAUUGUCUCUACAUGCUAUAUUCCGAAUGCUGUACAGUGAGGAAAAAAAGUAUUUGAUCCCCUGCUGAUUUUGUACGUUUGCCCUCUGACAAAGACAUGAUCAGUCUAUAAUUUUAAUAGUAGGUUUAUUUGAACAGUGAGAGACAGAAUAACAACAAAAUAAUCCAGAAAAACGCAUGUCAAAAAUGUUAUAAAUUGAUUUGCAUUUUAAUGAGGGAAAUAAGUAUUUGACCCCUCUGCAAAACAUGACUUAGUACUUGGUGGCAAAACCCUUGUUGGCAAUCACAGAGGUCAGACGUUUCUUGUAGUUGGCCACCAGGUUUGCACACAUCUCAGGAGGGAUUUUGUCCCACUCCUCUUUGCAGAUCUUCUCCAAGUCAUUAAGGUUUCGAGCAUGACGUUUGGCAACUCGAACCUUCAGCUCCCUCCACAGAUUUUCUAUGAGAUUAAGGUCUGGAGACUGGCUAGGCCACUCCAGGACCUUAAUGUGCUUCUUCUUGAGCCACUCCUUUGUUGCCUUGGCCGUGUGUUUUGAGUCAUUGUCACGCUGGAAUACCCAUCCACGACCCAUUUUCAAUGCCCUGGCUGAGGGAAGGAGGUUCUCACCCAAGAUUUGACGGUACAUGGCCCCGUCCAUCGUCCCUUUGAUGCGGUGAAGUUGUCCUGUCCCCUUAGCAGAAAAACACCCCCAAAGCAUAAUGUUUACACCUCCAUGUUUGACGGUGGGGAUGGUGUUCUUGGGGUCAUAGGCAGCAUUCCUCCUCCUCCAAACACGGCGAGUUGAGUUGAUGCCAAAGAGCUCGAAUUUUGGUCUCUUCUGACCACAACACUUUCACCCAGUUCUCCUCUGAAUCAUUCAGAUGUUCAUUGGCAAACUUCAGACGGCCCUGUAUAUGUGCUUUCUUGAGCAGGGGGACAUUGCGGGUGCUGCAGGAUUUCAGUCCUUCACGGCGUAGUGUGUUACCAAUUGUUUUCUUGGUGACUAUGGUCCCAGCUGCCUUGAGAUCAUUGACAAGAUCCUCCCGUGUAGUUCUGGGCUGAUUCCUCACCAUUCUCAUGAUCAUUGCAACUCCACGAGGUGAGACCUUGCAUGGAGCCCCAGGCCGAGGGAGAUUGACAGUUAUUUUGUGUUUCUUCCAUUUGCGAAUAAUCGCACCAACUGUUGUCACCUUCUCACCAAGCUGCUUGGCGAUGGUCUUGUAGCCCAUUCCAGCCUUGUGUAGGUCUACAAUCUUGUCCCUGACAUCCUUGGAGAGCUCUUUGGUCUUGGCCAUGGUGGAGAGUUUGGAAUCUGAUUGAUUGAUUGCUUCUGUGGACAGGUGUCUUUUAUACAGGUAACAAACUGAGAUUAGGAGCACUCCCUUUAAGAGUGUGCUCCUAAUCUCAGCUCGUUACCUGUAUAAAAGACACCUGGGAGCCAGAAAUCUUUCUGAUAGAUUUUUGACAUGCGUUUUUCUGGAUUUUUUUGUUGUUAUUCUGUCUCUCACUGUUCAAAUAAACCUACCAUUAAAAUUACAGACUGAUCAUUUCUUAAUCGGCAGGGGAUCAAAUACUUUUUUCCCUCACUGUAUGUGCCCCAUACAAUCAUAGUGCACCCUGCUUAUUGCUAACUCAGCAUAACCUCAACUCUGUUCCAGACAAUGAUGGUGGACAAAAUGUACUGGACUGUUAUGUAAAAGUGACCUAACUAUUUGUUAUAGAGUGGAGGGGGAUCACUCUGUGCUAAGCCUUGUCUGCCAGCUCCAUUCUGUGAUGUCCCCAAACUCAAACCAGGUGAUUUCCCUAGCUUACUCUUCAAUACUACCCAUCGUAUUGUAGUCUGUAUACACUGAGUGUACAAAACAUUAGGAACAGUCUGUCAUGCUCUUUCCAUGACAUAGAUUGACCAGGUGAAAGCUAUGAUCCCUUAUUUAUGCCACUUGUUAAAGCCACUUCAAUCAGUAUAGAUGAAGGGGAGGAGACAGGUUAAAUAGUGAUUUUUAAGCCUUGAGACAAUUGAGACAUGGAUUGUGUAUGUGUGCCUUUCAGAGGGUGAAUAGGUAAGACAAAAGAUUUAAGUGCCUUUGAACAGAGUAUGGUAGUAGGUGCCAGGCGCACCGGUUUGAGUGUGUCAAGAACUGCAACGCUUCUGGGUUUUUCACACUCAACAGUGUAUCAAGAAUGGUCCACCACCCAAAGGACAUCCAGCCAACUUGACACAACUGUGGGAAGCAUUGGAGUCAACAUGGGCCAGCAUCCAUGUGGAACGCUUUCGACACCUUGUAGAGUCCAUGCCCCGGCGAAUUGAGGCUGUUCUGAGGGCAAAGGGGGGUGCAACUCAAUAUUAGGAAGGUGUUCCUAAUGUUUUGUACACUCAGUGUAUAGCACAUAUCUAAUCUCCCAUCUCUAGGCCAUGCAUACAGUAGAAUAGGUCAACUCUAACAAUAUCUAUUCCUUGUAUGCUGUAACAUUGUGGAUACACAUUGAAGAAUGAAAAGGAUGUUUGUAUCCCCCCCAAAAAUGGUCUGUUUGUGUUUUGUGUUUUGGGUGUGUCAGGGGAGCAGUACCAGCAGCUGCUGCCUGUGUUGCGGGCUGUGGAGCAGGAGAGAGGCAGGCAGGCAGCUCUAGCCCUGGGCCUACAGGAGAGACUAAGGCAGGCCCAGGAGGAGAUGACUGCCCUACAUAACAACAUGAACCAGAGAGACAUCCAGCUACAGAAACUACACACAGAGCUCCAGGAGAGGACUGUACAAAUCAACCAGCUGGAGAGAGAGGUAAGGAUGGACACAUGAAUAGGGUACUGUACCACCAUUUUCAUUAUGAGUAGUGUCAAAUCAAGGAAAAGGCUUGAACACUGCCACAUUUUCUAUCUGAUGCCAAGAGGCGGGCCUUUAAAAUGUUCCUACCCAGGGCCCGAAACGUGGUUUGUCCGUCUAUGUACUGCUGAAGUCAUAGUAAAACUCCUUGUAUGCUAUUUUUAUCUCACUCGAGUUGUGUUCUGAUUAUGAGGGGGUCCUAACAAGUUUGAGAACCUGUUGUUUACUGUAUGUGUGACUGAUGUCUGUCCCCUGGUGGUGCAUGUGUUGUAUUGCAGUUAAUAUGGCAAACGGACGUGGCAGUUUCACCAAGUACUGAUUCCAGCUUUCACUUAUAACUGUAUAACAGCUUUUCACGUAUAUUUCACGUAUAACAGGCAGCUCUAGUCCUGGGCCUGCAAGAGAGACUAAGGCAGGCUCAGGAGGAGAUGACUGCCCUACAGAACAAAAUGAACCAGAGAGACAUCCAGCUACAGAAACUACACACAGAGCUCCAGGAGAGGACUGUACAAAUCAACCAGCUGGAGAGAGAGGUAAGGAUGGACACAUGAAUAGGGUACUGUACCACCAUUUUCAUUAUGAGUAGUGUCAAAUCAAGGAAAAGGCUGUAUCUCAAAGGAAUCUGAGUUACAUCAGGACAAGUGAGGGUCUCACUCACAGAAGCAGAGUAAUCGGGCCUUAAACCAGUGCCUGAAACAAAAUAUUAUUAUAACACUUAUUGUGUACGUAUGUGACAUAUGUCUGUCCCUAGUGGUGAAUGUGUUGUAUUGCAGUUAAGGAGGAAGAACGUCAGCCUGGCAGCUGCAGAGAAACAGUUAGAGAAGAAAGAUGCAGGACUUUCACAGGCUGUAGAGAAGACCACUGAGUUAGAGCAGAACCUGCUGGUAAUGGUGAAGUCUUCAACACACACUGAAAAUAAAUUGUGUUGUCACUAAUCUAUCAAAUGCAAAUGCUGAAGUAGGCUACACUAAACAGACAUUGUGUUGUCACUACUCACUCGCAUCCACCAACACACACACACACACACACACACACACACACACACACACACACACACAUGCUUUCACUUACACACGUUGGGUCUGUCUAAAUCCACAAGGAUGACUGCCUGCCUUUGGAUUGAGACAGACACAGUUCUCUCUUCUAACUCACAUACACGUCCUUUCACACACAUAGGCUAUGCUAUGUUUAAGUGGGCUAGUUAGUUAGUUGAUGAACGCUCUGGUUUGAAACGUAGGAGAAGAGCAGCAGUAUCCAGCACUUUAAAACCACUCUGGACUUGAAGAAGAGGGAUUUCCAGCAGGAGUUGGAGGAGUCUCAGAGAGUUGGCUCAGAGCAAUGUAAGGAGCUACAGGAUCAAAUCAAAAUGGUGAGAGGAUACAUGUAUUGUAUUCCUUUAUUCACACUUGACUGUUCAUAAAAGUCACCCAAGGUUACAAUAAGCAAUGCCAUGAACUUCACAUACUUUCAAUCUUAGAAUAGUUAUACGUGAAAGCUGGAAUCCGUGUACUUGGUAAAACUGCAACGUCCAUUUGUGAUAUUACAACAAUAAAGAAGUUACUGUAAACAAUGAACACUCUUUUUUUCCCUCGCACAUCAUUGCACAUCAUUGCACACAUGAUAGAACAGCAGAGUAUGUACUGUGAAAAUAUUUUACCACGAUGCUCCUCUCCUCCGUUUCAUUGACAAAACAAUAACAAAUGCGCUGGGGGUGAACAGUGGCACUGUUUCACCUUAUGCAGAAUUUCAGCUUUAACAUACAGUAGAUGUUUGGGCACCUGCAAAGCUACUCGUGUAUAUACCCUAGUCCAGUCAUACAGUACUUGUGUUUCCUGCCUGUUUCAUGUGAUUUUAUGUCUGCCUGUCCUGUACAGUUGCACUCUCAGAAAGCAGAGCUGGAUAAAUACUUUUCUUCAGCCCAGCAUGAGAGACAGGAGGCCCAGCACAGAGCAGACAGACUUCAGACCUCCCUCAACCAGCUCACGCACGUAUGUCUGCCCCUACACACAACACACCUCACAUCACAUUACCCUUACCUAGAGUGCAUUCGGAAAGUAUUCAGGCCCCUUGACUUUUUCCACAUUUUGUUACGUUACAGCCUUAUUCUAAAAUUGAUUAAAUAUAAUUUUUUUCUCAUCAAUCUAUAUACAAUACCACGUAAUGACAAAGCGAAAACAGGUUUUUAGAUAUUGUUGCACAUUUAUUAAAAAUAAAACAGAUACCUUAUUUACAUAAGUAUUCAGACCCUUUGCUAUGAGACUCAAAAUUGAGCUCAGGUGCAUCCUGUUUCCAUUGAUCAUCCUUGAGAUGUUUCUACAACUUGAUUGUAGUCCACCUGUGGUAAAUUCAAUUGAUUGGACAUGGUUUGGAAAGGCACACACCUGUCUAUGUGAGGUCCCACAGUUGACAGUGCAUGUCAGAGCAAAAACCAAGCCAUGAGGUCGAAGGAAUUGUCCGUAGCGCUCCAAGACAGGAUUGUGUCGCGGCACAGAUCUGGGGAAGGGUACCAAAACAUUUCUGCAGCAUUGAAGGUCCCCAAGAACACAGUGGCCUCCAUCAUUCUUAAAUGGAAGGUGUUUUGAACCACCAAGACUCGGGGGAGAAGGGCCUUGGUCAGGGAGGUGACCAAGAACCCGAUGGUCACUCUGACUGAGCUCCAGAGUUCCUCUGUGGAGAUGGGAGAACCUUCCAGAAGGACAACCAUCUCUGCAGCAUUCCACCAAUCAGGCCUUUAUGGUAGAGUGGCCAGACGGAAGCCACUCCUCAGUAGAAGGCACAUAACAGCCCGCUUGGAGUUUGCCAAAAGGCACCUAAAGGACUCUCAGACCAUGAGAAACAAGAUUAUCUGUUCUGAUGAAACCGAGAUUGAACUUUUUGGCCUGAAUACCAAGCGUCACGUCAGGAGGAAACCUGGAACCAUCCCUACGGUGAAGCAUGGUGGUGGCAGCAUCAUGCUGUGGGGAUGUUUUUCAGCGGCAGGGACUGGGAGACUAGUCAGGAUCGAGGGAAAGAUGAACAGAGGAAAGUACAGAGAGAUCCUUGAUGAAAACCUGCUACAGAGCGCUCAGGACCUCAGACUGGGGCGAAGGUUCACCUUCCAACAGGACAACGACCCUAAGCACACAGCCAAGACAACGCAGGAGUGGCUUCGAGACAAGUCUCAGAAUGUCCUCGAGUGGCCCAGCCUGAGCCCGGACUUGAACCCGAUCGAGCAUCUCUGGAGAGACCUGAAAAUAGCUGUGAAAAUAGCUCCCCAACCAACCUGACAGAGCUUGAGAGGAUCUGCAGAGAAUAAUGGGAGAAAAUCCCCAAAUACAGUUGUGCCAAGCUUAUAGCAUCAUACCCAAGAAGACUCAAGGCUGUAAUCGCUGCCAAAGGUGCUUCAACAAAGUACUGAGUAAAGGGUCUGAAUACUUAUAUAAAUGUGAUAUUUCAGUUUUAUAUUUAUUUAUAAAUUUGCAAACAUUUCUAAAAACCAGUUUUUGCUUUGUCAUUUAUGGGGUAUUGUGUGUAGAUUGAUGAGGGGGAAAAAACAAUUUAAUCCAUUUUAGAAUAAGGCUGUAACGUAACAAAAUGUGGAAAAAGUAAAGUGGUCUGAAUACUUUCCGUAUGCACUGUAGAUCUUCACAGUUUUAUAAAUCACACCCACGUCAUUCAGUUUGACACAGAGUGUCACAGCUGGGCAUCUUGGUAUUAAUCUGACUAGUGCUAUAACCUUGUCACUUCCUAGGAUACAGAGACGAGAGCCAAUCAAGACCAGGAGGCCUUGAGAGCUCUCAGAGUGCAGGCAACAGAAUAUACUACCAAGGUCAGUCCUUAUGAAAACUAAAUUGUCAUAGCAUGUGUUAUCAGCUAAAUCAGACUUUUUUUUCUUCCUGCAUUGGUCCUGUUGCAGGUGAGGUUUUUGGAGACAGCCCUGACAACAUGCCAGGAUGAGUUGAGUAGCUGUAUGCAACAGAUAAAGGGAGUGAAGGGACGCUAUGAGAGAGAGCUGGAGACAAGCGCCAAAGAGGUAGAAAAUGAAGAUCUUCACCUUGCUUUAAUUUCCUGUGAAACAUUUAUCACACAAUGUGCCUGGAAUGUUGUAUCUGUGGAUGGGACGUUGUAGUCUGAUCCCAGAUCUGUUUUUGCUCUCUUGCCAACUCCUUGUCACUUCUUCUCACGCCAAACAUGACAAUGUGUGGCAUGACAAUUCCAUUAGGGGUUGGCAAGAGAGCAGACAGACUGGCACUCAGGAAAUUGGCAACAAUGUGAAGGAUAUGAGACAAAAAUUAAAUAAAAUUCUAACUUGUGAAGUGUAUGGAUGAAGACUAGUGAAUUGAAACAGGCAGUUCCAGUGUUCUCUGUCCCCAGGUGGAGGCUCUGCAGGCAGAGAUGCGGGGUAGCUCUCUGGUAUGUCAGAGCUCCAGUGAGCAGAACCUGCAGCUGCAGCACACCGUCCAGAGACAGCAGACCAUGCUGCAGAAGAGCACCUCCCGUGUGGCAGAGCUAGAGGACAGACAGGCCCUGUUACUGGAGCAGGUAGACAGAUAGAUAGAUACUUUACUGUCUUCAGAGAGGAACAUUAUUUCCACAGCCUGUAAGUUACAUACAACAUAAUCAGCAAACCAGCCUCAGAGACCGAACAUAAAACAUAAAACCGUACAGUUUUAAUUGAACUCAGUGGCUGAACAAAUAGACUACUAGAGCGCAUGAGCUGCAGUUGUUAUAUCUAAUGUAGGAGUUUGAGAUGCAAUACAAAUGUCUUAUUUUGAAACAUUCAUCAUUGCUUUAACUGGUGCAGUUCUUUGUAUACAAAGUCAGCUUUUGUGGGCAUAGCAGGGUUAAUCAAAUAGUCCUCAUAUCUGUUUAUAAUUGACUGUGUAUUCUUGCUGCUCAUACUGUUCAUGAGUGUUUUGAAAAGCCUAAUUGUUUAGACAGGUUCCUGUGUUCAAAAGGAUUACUUCAGGCUUGCAAGGGGUUACUAUAGUAUAGUGCAGGGAUCAUCAACUAGAUUCAGCUGCGGGACGAUUUUGUUUCUUAAGCGGAUAGUCGGGGGGCCAGAACAUAAUAAUUUGUAGACUGCAAAUUGACCGCAAGAAGCACAAACAGAUGUGCUUGGAGGUGAGUUGAGAGGGUUCAAUUCACACACUGUAUGUGUGUGGCGUGCGUGUGUGCAUUCCUCCAGGUGGGCCGCUUGGAGAAGGAACUGGAGAAAGAGAAGGCGUUAGCCUCCAAAGAGCUGAAGAGGAGAGAGCAGAGAGCCCAGGAGGCCAUAGAGGAACUGCAGGAGGCUAGUCAGCAGGCAGAGAGACAUGAGAGAGAAGCCCUGCAGCUCUCCAGCUCUGUCACGUGAGACUAGUUUUUGCUCCCUCUACCAGUCUCUCCUCGACUCAACUUGUCUCGGCUCUAAUCUACUCUACUACUCUAAUCUACGCUACUCGACUCUACUCUAAUCUGUUACUCUACUCUAGUACAGGGUUCGAGACUGUGACCAAAACUCUUGCAUUUGCGACCCUUUGACUUGGCAAUAUGACACCAAUUUCUAAUUAGGCGCUAGGGUGCCAGUUAUUUUAUUAUUUUAGCUGGUCAUGUUAGUUUUUGACCUCACUCAAGAUUUUUAACCAUGAUUUAGUCAAACAGUAAAGUACAUUAUCCUCAUGAUUCCUGCCCUGCUGCUGUGUCUGUUUCGCCGGGGCCUGCUGCUGUGUCAAGCAAGCCACUCUCUCCUUUCCCGGGGAACAAAAUGCUCCUGGAGAGAAUAGUGUUCCGAUUUUGUUCCGAUUUUUAAAGUCCAAUUGCAGGGAAAACACAGCUAUCCUGUUGUCACAGUUGAAGAGGGGAGGUUCUCAGCUUUCUGUAGGUAUCCUCUUUUAUUUCUGAACUCUAAAUUUUGACCUCAAUAGCAACUAUUUUUCAACCAAGAUAUUUGAUAUGGCUUUGAUACAGAGCGUGCGAAAUGUUGUGCAUUGGCCAUUGCGAUUGCAUAGGCCUCAUUGAGCAGUAGGCUACAACUGCAACGUUUUUGGGACAUUACAUUUACUGUUAGAUUAAUACAUGGCUACCAGCAGUGGGUAGCACUCGUCUCCCGAGUGGCGCAGUGGUCUAAGGCACUGCAUCACAGUGCUAGCUGUGCCACUAGAGAUCCUGGUUCGAAUCCAGGCUCUGUCGUAGCCGGCCGUGACCGGGAGACCCAUGGGCGGCGCACAAUUGGCCCAGCGUCGUCCAGGGUAGGGGAGGGAAUGGCCGGCAGGGAUGUAGCUCAGUUGGUAGAGCAUGGCGUUUGCAACGCCAGGGUUGUGGGUUCGAUUCCCAUGGGGGGCCAGUAUAAAAUAAAAUAAAAUAAAAUACAAAAUAAUGUAUGCACUCACUUAACUGUAAGUUGCUCUGGAUAAGAGCGUCUGCUAAAUGUAAAUGUAAAAUGUAUUAUGUUUAGUGUUAGCGAUCUAGCUAAUGUGUUUUGAGUUUUUGCUUACUCAGGUGCUGAAUUAGCCCCAAAUAAAUUAGCCUAGAAUAUUAGUGCACAUAUAAAGAUGUAGGCAAGUUCAUCUCUAUUGAACAAAAUACAAUUCAGAAAAUUCCGGAUACCUAUUUUAACAGUAAAAUGUAACAACAAUAGCUUAUUUGUCAACCCAACAUUCAUGACAAUCACUGGAUUAGGUUGCAGAAUAUCUUGAAUCAUGCAUUCCUGCAUGGACAUGUUAGAUGAAACAACUUAUUUAUUGAAUACCAUCUCAGUAGUCUACACCUCUUAAAAAAGCACUGUGAAUGACCUUAUAUGAUUACUCAUUUUUGCUAUUGCGUGACCUGUGAAAAAGAUUUGGUGCAACCAAAUCAUGGGCUGGUGCCACCAUCUGAAAAAGUUAGUGGCACCAGUACCACCAGGGGAAAAUGUUAGUCUACUCUACACUACUCUACUGCCAAGCACUUUACAACACUAAACACACACAACCGUUAUUAAAUGUAUCACUUUGAUUCACUCUACUGAGACCAGGCUGCUUGUUGAGGCUCUUGAAAAUUAUACAAUAAUUUUAACAAUAAUGGCUACAAUUCCAAGCAUAGGUUUUUACCAAUGCUCAGACCCAACAGUAAAGCUUCAUUCAAGAGUCGGUGGGUGGAAGUUCUAUCAACAUCUGACUUCCACCACCCCUCACCAAGUGAUAAGUCUUGUCUUGUACUAAUCAAGCUAGUUACGGAUUGCAGCAGUCUAGUGAUUCGGAGUCAAAUUAAGCAAAGUCAAACACCUGUAUGCCUGCAGUAAGAAAUAGUGGAGGUAGCUUUAGAAGGAAAGUCCAUAUAAACUGUCUGUAACUUAUGUUUAAGUUAAGGUCCCAUAUGGGUUUGAUUAUGGGUUUGAUUAAACUAGAUGUCUUUGUAAAGAUGCGGGUCUUGACAACAUACAGUACUUUAUUACGAAAGACAGAACAGAAUACAGUGCAAUGGACAUCCUAACAUUGGAUUGGACGUUAUUAUGUAGUUAUGUAAUAUCAGCUGUUUGUUUAUAAUCGAUAGUUGUCAGAGCGCUCCAUUGUUUGUUGUUGGGUGGCUGCAUUAUAAGGCCCCUUUCAGUUGCUGAGAAGCUGGGAAUGCAUUUGAUAUGGCCAGUUUAACUCCCUGAGUUACUUUGACCCUGGCAUCUCCAACUGUCAUGUUUGUAAUUUUCUUGCCUAAAUAGACUUGUACUGAGUUAAAUGUUCUCCUUCAACAUUGAGCCUAAUGUCUCGGCUGGUUGAGUGUCAGUUAGCUGCAGGGCUUAGUGAAGCCAGUCGUAUGACUUGUCUGAUUAUAAUGCUCUGUACUCAGUAUUUGUUUGGAGGCUGUUUCCUGCUCUCUGUUAGGGGCAUAUAAGCAGUCUAGAUAGCCCAUUCCCAAAAGAACAAACACAACAUACUAUAAAUCAGUAGAAGGAAAAGCUUAGAGAUGUUCAAUCCUGACCAGCUCAGUACAGCCCAGGGAACCACAGAAACACGCAGAAUAUCACAUACAGCAUAUUUUGUGACUGUUAUACUUCUCCAGACAUCCCAAACCUUUUGUUAUACCCACUUGGUUUCUGUGUUGUCAAUUAUCAUUGUAAUCAAUGCAAGCGUCUUUAGGGUGACCAUUUACAGACGUAGCGUGCCUAGUAGCCUUGUACCCCUGUUGUUGAAAGCCAGGGUUUGUCUGUGUCCUGUCAUGCAGGCAGUUGUCAGAGGACAUGAAUAAGGUUCGGGGAGAGCUGAGUGAGCGAGAGCAGCAGAUGCUGCGUAUACGGAGAGACAGCGACACCAAGUCCUUCCAGCUCUCUAAGAUGGAGAAGAUGCUAGCUGAGACCAGAGGAAAGCUGGACAAGAAGACAGAGUCUGGUAUGGAAAGUAAAGGGUGGACAACCGGGACAAUAUGGGUCUGUAUCAAUAUCCUUACUCUAAUUCACUGAGUUUCUUCUCUGAAAUGCAUGAGAACUGCAUUGUUUUGGUUAUGUGGAUAAACUAUCAUGCAAGGAUUCAAAUGUACACUCUUAGAAAAGAAGGUGCCAUCUAGAACCGUAAAUGGUUCUUCAAUUGUGUCCAUAGGUUGGGAGAACCCUCUGAAAGGAGCUAUUUUUGGUUCCAAGUAGAAUCCUUUCACUAAUACAAGGUUCUACGUCAGGGGUGGGAAAACUAUGGAUCCGGCCCGUGAGCCCAUUCAAUCCCCCCCCCAAAAAGAUUUUGGGUUAAAAAAACACUCCAGGCCACUCUUGAAUGUCUAAAACUAAAUAGAAAGUAUGUAGAAAUUAGAAUGGACCUAUAUAUUUUCAAAUAACUGCCCUUUUUCUGGCCCGCAAAUUGCUUUUGACAAACAUUUUGAGAGACAAAAUCUGUGUGGCCCUCUGCUGAAUUUUGAAAUCCCGAUGUGGCCCAUCAGCCAAAAUGAUUGCCCAUCCCUGUUCUAUGUGGAACCCUUUCACCACUAACAGGUUCUAAGUAUGUAUAACGUUUUUCACCAUCAAAGAGUUCUACCUGGAACCAAAAAGGGUUCUCCUAUGGGGACAAAUGAAGAACCCUUUUUUCUAAGAGUGUAGUGUAUGUGGUCCUCUGUAGCUCAGCUGGUAGAGCACGGCGCUUGUAACGCCAAGGUAGUGGGUUCGAUCCCCGGGACCACCCAUACGCAAAAAAAAUGUAUGCACGCAUGACUGUAAGUCGCUUUGGAUAAAGGCGUCUGCUAAAUGGCAUAUUAUUAUUAUUAUUAUUAUAGGUAAUGAGACAGUGCAUGUGCCCUUGAUGAUUGAUUUAAUUUAUUGGAUAAGUAUUAGGCUGCUCCAGACGGAUACAAUAAAGCCUGGAGGCUAAUUUCCAUUGUGGUCCUCAUGAUUAUAUAGUCAACUCAAUAUACAAGUAUCUACUUUUGAUAGCCAUUAACUUCACAGCGUAAGUAACUGUCUGUGUUCUGAUGCUAUCCCUGUGUAUUUUAGAAGCUUUUAGAUCUUCUGUGUCUAAGGGUCUGUCUUUAGGGGCCACUUUCCAGGUCACAGAUUAAGCCGAGUCCUUCACUAAAAUGCAUGUUCAGAAUCUCGAUUUUAGUUGAAGACUUUAUCUGGGUCCAGGAAACUGGCUCAAAGUGUUAUCUCUCCCUCUGAGUGACUGUUUCUAACCUUGUUGUUCUCUGGGCCUUGUCCGGUUCAGUCCAGGAUCUGGAGGAGAAGGUACGUUUCACCAGGAAGGACAGGAGGAACUCCCUCCACCGCACCCAGCUGCUGGAGAGCCAGAUGAAGACGGUGAAGGGAGAGCUGGUGGACACACUGGACCACCUGCAGGAGCUACGAGACAGGCUGAGACGCUCACAGGCCAACGCAGAGCAGCGCAAAGUUGACAUGGAGAAACUGCAAGCAGUGAUGAGGUGAGAGAGCCCCAAACGCCAACAGUCCUUCAUCUUGAGUUCCUACAGCCGAGUUGGGCAGUAGCCUCUUCAUCCCUCUCCCAAGUCAUUUAGUACCCGAGGCUCCAUUUGGUACCUGGUAAUUUGACCUUUCACUUCAUUCCUUUUCAACAAUGGGGCCAGAACACCUCAAGCUUGAAGCUUGACGACAAAGCUGAAUCCAAAUACUUUUUUAACUGUAACAAAUGUAUAUUGCCUCAGAAAGUAAUGUUUAAAAAAAUUCUGUAUCUAUCUUUACAGUUUGUACUGCUCCCAAAUCAUUUGA